ACUUCUGUUUCCCCCUCCUUUCACGCUUAUCGAGGUGGUAGUAUUUCUCUAGGAGUUGCACAGGCUGCUAGGAUGGCACUCACGUCGCAACCAGUCUUGUGAGCAAUAUUUGUUUUUUCGUGAAGGUGUAAAAGUCGCGCCAACAACGACUUUAAGUAGUGGCACUUGAUGUCGCCCAUUUCGGAAUGUCCAGAAAUGUCGCAUUCAUAGAAUUCGCUGCCCAAGUAUCUGGCCCAAUUCGAGCUAUUUAUGCGUCCACACGUGGCUUUAGAAAGUUCGGACUCUUAAUUUGCCAAGACAAGGCUUCUUUGUGAUGUUUCAAGCUUCGGGGCUCUAUCUUCAGGGGCCGGAUUACGAGUUCGUCUCGACAGCUCGGAGUCCUAUUCCUUGAAGUAUAACUUGAAGUUAAAAUUGCUGGAAGAGCGCAGCGCCGUUUCUCUUAGCGCCGUCCUCCUCGUUAGGGACGAUGGGUCGAGGAAGCGAUCGCGACGCGGAUUAUAGACUGCCGGACAGCAGCCGGUUCGACGAAGAGACCGUGGAGCUGUCGGUCGGCAAGCAGAUCAAGCGAUUCGUCACGGAGACGUUUCUCGGGCAGCCGUUCUGGCGAUUCAACCGGCGCGGCCGCGACGAUUCCGCGUCCACCUUCGCGGGGAGAUGGCCGAGCGGCGUCAGCUCGGGGGUGUCAGGGGUAACCACGGACGCCAGCUACUCCUACCGGUUUGGGAGGAACGGUGGGGGUUUUAAGGGAGGAGACUCAGUGCGGGGCGGUUCGGUGCGAGGCGAGGCGAUGCUGCAGCGGUCGUCAACGUUCGCCAUCUGCAUGCCGCGGAACAUGGAGCUUGCUUCGUUGAGAGUCGUCGAUCCGGAAGACGCCUAUCUGUUACUAUGGGAGCAGGUGACUCUAGCCCUCGGUUUCUACUCCGCUUUAAUCACGCCCUUCGAGUUCGCCUUCCUGGCGGACAGCAUGCCGGCGUGGCUGACGUGGCUUGACGUGGCCGUCAACUUCUGCUUCCUGGCGGAUCUGCUGCUGACGUUCUUCGUGGCAUUCAAGGACGGGCACACCUACACCCUCGUCACCAGCCACUGGAAGAUCGCUGAGAGGUAUCUGCUAUCCUACUUUCUCAUGGACCUCCUCGCUCUGUUCCCAUGGAACACUUUCUAUCAGCUGGCAGGCGCCAGCGGAGCGGCCAAUCUCCUGCAGUGGCUGCUGUGGACCCGAGUGCUCAGGAUGCGGCACCUCUUCAGAUACUUCCACAGACUGCAGAGGGACAUUCGACUCAGCUACUUCGCUGUCCGUUUCCUCAAGCUGAUCAUCGUCGAGAUGUACAUCACCCACGUGGCCGGCUGCUUCUUCUACUACCUCGCCACCACCAUGCCACCCGAGGACGAGGGCUACACGUGGAUCGGGUCCCUCACCCUGGGGAACUUUUCGUACGAGAGCUUCCGGGACGUCGACCUGUUCACGAGAUACAUAACGGCGCUGUACUGGUCGGUGGUCACCAUGGCCACCAUCGGGUACGGGGACAUUCACCCGGUGAACCCCAGGGAGAUGAUCUUCGCUAUGUUCUACAUCACCGUGGAUCUGAUCCUCUCGGCUUACCUUAUCGGCAACAUCACUGCACUGGUAGUGAAAGGCAGCAACACCACCAAGUACCGCGAGCGGAUGGCGCAGGUUAUCAAGUACAUGAACAGGAACCGCAUUCCCAGGGUGCUGAGGCACCAGAUGCGCCAGCACGUGCGCUUGCAGUUCGAGACGGACCAGGUGGAGGACAACAUUCUUAACGACUUCCCAGUCAGCAUCCGCCACAAGGUGGCGCGGGCGCUGUAUCGGCGGCUGGUGGAGCAGAGCUACAUCUUCCAGGGGUGCUCUCCCGAGUUCAUCAACCAGAUUGUCACCAAGGUCACCCCAGAGCACUACUUCCCCUCCGAGGUGGUCCUGCAGCACAGGGACUCCCCCGAGCGCCUCUACAUCAUCUGCGAGGGCAGUGUGGAGGAAACCUCCCCCUCGACUGGUGACGGGCGGCACUUCUCCGAACUCGGACCCGGCGCAAUGUUUGGCGAAGUGGCAGUGCUCUGCAACAUCCCCCAGCCGUUUGACGUCUCAGUCAUUGAGUUUUGCCAGGUGCUUCGGCUGGAGAGGAACGAUCUAAACACAGCGAUCAACAUGUUCAUGGUGGAUGGCAGGAGGAUAGUCGACAACCUGCUAGAGCGCACCACGGAGACGGGCAGCAAGUACGCACUCUUGGCGUCGGAGAUCACCUCGCUGAUCGCGCAGCAGGAGGCGGAGCUCACGAUGACCACCAUCUAUGCGGCCUCACGGGGGGACAUCGAGCACCUCAAGCGGCUCAUCAAAGCCGGGGCGAAUGCGGGCAAGGCGGACUACGACGGGCGCACGCCGCUGCAUCUGGCAGCAGCAGGGGGCUUCGACGAGGUGGUGCGGUUUCUACUAUUGGAGGGUGCGGACGUCAAUAGCAUGGAUAACUUUGGCACCACGCCGCUGCUUGAGGCGCUGAGGGCGGGCAACGACUCCACGGCCAAGAUACUGACAGACAAGAGCGGCACGGUUAACCUGCAGGAAGCAGGAACGGACCUGUGCAAUGCCGUAAUGCGGGGCGACACAGGCCUGUUGAAGAGGCUGCUAGUGAACGGGGUAAACCCCAACGCGGCAGACUACGACCUCCGCACACCCCUCCACAUCGCAUCGGCCGAGGGGUUUGUCCAGGUGGCGCGGCUGCUGGUAGAGCACGGCGCUGACGUGGCAGCCGUGGAUAGGUGGGGCAACUCGCCGCUGGACGAGGCGCGCCGAUGUGGCAGCCUGCCAUUGAUCCACCUGUUGGAAGAGGCCAUGCGGGAACGGGGCAUUGUGAUUGGUGGAGAGAGUGGGGAUGACGAUGGUGAUCAAGGGAAAGAGGAAGGGGGAGGAGGUGGACAAGUGGGACAGGGAGGAGGGGGAAAGGAUAGGGAGAAGGGAGAGGAAGCAGGGGCAGGGGCAGGGGCAGGGGCAGGAGAAAAAGGAAUUGCUGCUGCUGCAGUUGCUGCAACGGCUGCUACGGGGGCGGCCGCUUCCUCUUUCAAUGCUUCUGCUGCUGCGGGAGCAUCCCCUAUCCCAGCAGAACCCACUGCUGCUUCUCAUACUACUGCCAUUCCCGCGCCUGUUCCUGCCACCACUGCUUGUGGUGCUGCUUCCUCUGCUACUGCUGCAGCAGCUGACGGCACUUCCCAUACAUCUACCCCCUCCCCCCUCCCCCUCCCCCAUUCUCAUUCAGAAGAACCUCAUGAUACCCCCACCCUUCCUUCCAUCCCCCUCCCUCACUCUCACUCCCUCACCAACUCCCAUCCGUCCUCCCUCCCUGCACCUGCCGAUGCGGACUGGGACCGAAUCACCGAAGAUGGCUCGGCAACUCCCCGAAUCAACAUGUCAGGCUCGGUAACGCCGCUCCUGAGCGGGUCCGGCACGCCCCAGUGGAGAGGUCCGGGAGGAGCGUCACCUGGGAGGGCGCAGUGGCGGCCCCCUGGGGGUGCUGGGGUGAGGAGGACAGGGGGACGGGCCGGAGGGAUGGGGUAUGGCGGUGGUGGUGCUGCUGGUGGCGCUGGCGGUGCUGGCAUGGGAAGGCCUGUUCCUCUGGGGCCGAAGAGAAUUACUGUGUUUCCCUUUCCCCCAUGGGAGCUCAAGCCGCAAAGAGUUGGCCAACUCAUGCCACUCCCGCCCUCCAUCCCUGAUCUCCUAGCAACUGCCUCCAACAUCUUUGGUGCGCCGUUUGCUGGUUUGGUUGGGAGCGAUUCGGGGGUUGUAACUGCAAUUGAGUUGAUCCGAGACGGGGAUAAGUUAUUCCUAUUGAAGGCGAAUGAGUUGCACGGUGGUGGUACACUUUCAACUAUUCAAAGUGGAAGUGCUCAGUCAGGUGGGCAGUAGAGGUUUAUGCAUGUUGUUGGGCUGAGAAAAGCCCUUAGGAUCUUUUGCGCAGGUGUCCUUGUCUGCUGCUGCUGGUCGAAGUGUGACAUGAAGCUGAAGAAUCUCUCCAUGAGAUUCGGGUCCACACUUGAAGAGGGAGACGGAGUCACCAUCUCUGGUACUCUUCCCGUUGUUUCUUGAGUAGUCCCGGUCUCUGUCUGCAGUCCUGAGGUGUGCAGACCAGAGUUGCCGUGUUGAGUUUCUUGGGCGCUUGGUGAGCCCGUAGAGACUUUCUUGCCCUUGUUGUCCAUGUCUUGUAAUCAAUGGAGUUGUUGAAUCAAGUUGAGUUGCUGGUUGUUGAUGGAGUGUAGUUGCUGGGAGUUUUGGUGUCUGACCAGCUCUCAUACCAUGUUGGGCUGAGAAAAGCCCUUAGGAUCUUUUGCAGAGACUAAGUCCCAGCUGUAGAGACUUGAGACUUUGAGUAGUGCA
This is a messenger RNA of Closterium sp. NIES-67, 4381 nucleotides long. NCBI's taxonomy places the organism in Eukaryota, Viridiplantae, Streptophyta, Zygnematophyceae, Desmidiales, Closteriaceae. The record is from the annotation of a GenBank genome assembly.